Episyrphus balteatus (marmalade hoverfly) is the source of this 1405-nucleotide messenger RNA. RefSeq lists its product as uncharacterized. Lineage: Eukaryota; Metazoa; Arthropoda; Insecta; Diptera; Syrphidae. The record is from RefSeq and is a predicted model, not a curated record. The transcript has 4 exons. Bases 231 to 1286 code for a protein of 351 amino acids.
AUCCUUUCUUUAUACAUAUUUUAUUAAGGGUCAUUGUCAUACUGACUACGACAGUCGAAGGUUUUUCUCUCUGGAGUUCUAUAGAAGUCGAAAAAGCAAUUACUUAACUAAAAAAGAAAACUUUUUAAAUUAUAUCAAUCGAUUCGAAAAUUAUUAAUAACUUUAAUUUAUUUACGUUAAAAUUUUUUCGUUGAACGAUUUUUAUAUUUUGUAAUAAAAAAUAAAUAAAAAUGGAUGGCUUCAAUAGCAGAGAAUUCUAUGGACAUGGUUUGUCCGAAGAUCCGAAACUAAGGACAACAACUAGAAAUUAUGAAUUUAAGUACAAUUCUCCUGAACACUUGGAAAAGAUCAUCACCCGCGUGAGGACGGAUCGUGAAAAGAAGCAAAUGAACCUGUUGGACCGUACCAAUAAUCAUAUUCAAUUUCCAAGUUACAAUUCGAAACCCAACAAACCACAAGUAAUGAAAAUACCAGCUGUUGAAACUCAAAUCGGUAGUUCGAACUCACGUGAAGCAGUAGUGAAAAUAAUGAGUGAUGAAGAAAUCGAAGCAAUGAUCGCACAGGCCUUACAUUCAAAUGAUGAUUUACCUAAUCUUCCUGAAGUGAAGACUUUUGAAGACAUUGAAUCUCCAAGGGAAACAAAAAACCCUGUCGAAAUUCGAAAAGAUGAAAAACUUUCUAAAACAUCGAUUGAAGUUUUUCCCAACUUGCAACCGCAAUGGGUUGAAAUCAAGCCAGUUCAAAAAUCUAUUGCAAAUUUAUUUGAACCUGUGGAACCAUGUGACAAAGAAUAUUCUUCAGAUUCUGAAGAUUCUGAAGAUCUAUGCUUUGGUCUUAAUUUAGGCGAUGAAACACUCAAAAAUGAAAAUGAAGAUUUUAAACUCGAUGAAGUAGUGAAUAAGAAAAACAAAUAUUUUGAUUCACUUUCAAUUGAUAGCAGAAUGACGGCAGAUUUUGUUAUACGAAAUCAAGAAUCAGCUGUUCAAAGCGAGGACAAUGAUCAUGAAGAAGAAUCACCUUUACAGAGCCCUGUUUCAUUGGGUGUAGAAUCCAGACUGAAUGUAUGUGAACAUAUGGAAAUGGAACGUGUUUUCGGAGAAACUUUACCGCAUGUACCAAAAAUGCAAUUUGAAGAUUUAGAAAAUGAAGAUAAGAGUGAUUUAAGUGAAUUCUCAGCUGAUGAAGGUGAAAAAGAAGAAAUUAAAUCUCAAAACGUUGUAACCUGUGAAAGAGAAGAUUUUGAAAGUUUAGAUUUUGAAAGUCAUAAACGAACUAGAUUUUUUUAAGUGCAAACGGUUAGGUUUGUAGGUACCUAUAACUUGAAAAUCGAACGAAUUCUUUCUGUUUUCGCUUCAAAAUUUCUUUCACUUUGGAAAAUUUGAUUUUAAAGUAUGGACGUAAUGUU